Molecule: messenger RNA, 408 nt
Organism: Cornus florida
Lineage: Eukaryota; Viridiplantae; Streptophyta; Magnoliopsida; Cornales; Cornaceae
Exons: 3
Coding region: 1-393 (130 amino acids)
Molecular function (GO): protein dimerization activity
Source: RefSeq, a predicted model, not a curated record
AUGUCAAAGACCAAGACAAAAUUACUGAGGAGCUGUCCUUAUAUUCUAAAGCUGAGGGCCUCUUUGGUAAUCCUUUUGCUAUUAGACAGAGAAGUACACGAGGACCAGUUUGCUAUAAAGGUUUUAAGCCUUACUUGCAGUUCUUCUGGUUGUGAACGAAAUUGGAGCGUGUUUGAGCAUCUUCAUAACAAGAAAAGAAAUAGGCUCGUUCAAACAACGUUGAAUGAUUUAGUGUUCAUCAAAUAUAAUAGAGCAUUGAGGCGUCGAUAUAAUAUGCGUGACACUCUUGAUCCCAUUUUACUCGAUGACAUUGAUGAGAGCAACGAGUGGUUGACGGGGAGGAUGGAUGAUUCUGAUGCAGAACAUGAUCUAGUCUAUGAAGAUGAUUCUUGACAUGGGGUGAUGUUG